AUGGAGGCAUUCGCCAACGGAGGCUUGCGGACACUCUGUAUUGCGUAUAGGAACCUGAGCGAGGAAGAGUAUCUGCACUGGCAAAGUGUCUAUGACGCGGCGACGAGCGCCAUCACCGACCGCGAUGCUGAAAUUGACAAGGCGAACGAGAUGAUCGAGCAUUCGUUGACCAUCCUCGGAGCGACUGCGCUCGAAGACAAGCUCCAGGCAGGGAUCAAACUCUGGAUCCUCACUGGCGACAAGGUCCAGACCGCCAUCGAGAUCGGCUUCAGCUGCAACCUGCUCAAGAACGAUAUGGAGAUCAUGAUCCUCUCGGCCGAGGAUGCUGUGGCAGCGCAAACACAGAUCGAGGCUGGGAUCAACAAGAUUGCGUCGAUGAUCGGCCCGCCUUCCGUCAACAACAAACAGGAACGAGGCUUCGUAGCCGGAGCGCAAUCGGCAUUCGCGGUCGUCAUUGACGGUGACACGCUGCGUCAUGCGCUCUCUCCGGCGAUGCAAGGGAUGUUUCUUAACCUCACUACGCAAUGCGAGACCGUCGUCUGCUGUCGCGUCUCACCCGCACAGAAGGCGCUCGUCGUGAAACUGGUCAAGGACGGUCGGGAUGCCAUGACCUUGUCUAUAGGCGACGGUGCCAAUGACGUCGCGAUGAUUCAGGAGGCGAAUAUCGGUUGCGGUUUACUCGGCCACGAGGGCUCGCAAGCUGCCAUGUCCGCAGACUACGCAUUCGCUCAGUUCCGUUACCUCACCAAGCUCCUCGUUGUUCACGGGAGGUGGUCAUACCAGCGCGUUGCUGACAUGCACAGCAAUUUCUUCUACAAGAAUGUCAUCUGGACUUUUGCAUUGUUCUGGUAUAUGAUCUUCAAUAAUUUCGACGCUACUUAUCUGUACCAGUACUCUUUUAUUCUGCUUUGCAACCUUCUCUUCACGUCAUUGCCGGUCAUUGUCAUGGGCGCCUUUGACCAGGACAUUAAUGCGAAGGCGGCGCUCGCAUUCCCACAGCUGUAUAUCCGCGGCAUUCGCGGGCUCGAGUACACGCGCACCAAGUUCUGGAUGUACAUGCUCGAUGGGCUGUACCAGUCGGUAGUUGUGUUCUUCAUUCCUUACCUAGCAUGGACAUUAGGUCUGCCUGCUUCCUGGAAUCACGGCCGGACGUUCGAAUCCCAGGCGGAUCUGGGUACUACGGUCGCUGUCGCCGCUAUCUUUGCUGCGAACAGCUACGUCGGUCUGAACACUCGUUAUUGGACCGUUAUCACAUGGAUCGUCGUCAUCGGGUCCUCCAUGGUCAUGGUCCUGUGGAUCGUGGUGUAUUCGUUCUUCAACACGCCUAACUUCAACGACGAAGUCGUGGUUCUUUUCUCGGAGGUGACAGUCUGGGCGGCUAUCAUAAUGUCUGUCGUGGUUGCAUUAGGCGAGUACUUUGCCCACACAGGUUGUCUUUCGCUGAGAGUACAUACAGCGCCGCGGUUCAUCGUCAAGUACAUCAAGAGUGCCUACAUGCCCCUGGACAGAGACAUUGUUCGCGAGAUGUGGGUUAUGGGCGAUCUCAAGGACCAGCUCGGCAUCGAGCACAGGCGACACAGAAAGCAUAAUCCAAGAUAUGACUCUGAGAAGGCGCCGAUGUUCCAACAGCCGCACUAUCGCUCCGAGUCAGAGGCCUCGCACGUCAACAUUGACAGGACGCUACCCUCACAGGACGAGGGCAGCGGGGACAGUAUCUCACCACCGCCGUCCGCGAGUCUCAUGGGACGAGCGGCCACUCACGAGGCUUUCCAUGAAAACACUCAGCGCGAAGACCUCUUGGGCUCUUCCCCUCGCAGACCCUAUUAUCAUGGCGUCCUUGACGAGACACGUUUGUCGUACUAUUCAGCUUCAGACAUCCCCGCUCCUUCACCAAUACCUCCCGCGACGCAAUAUGCCCGCACACCUCCGAUGUCGACUGUCAACUCAGACCUCGUGUCCACAUAUUCGCAGCCGCCCCACUUGAUGCGACCAUCGUCCGCCGGCCCGGGAACACCGGAGACGUUCGAGAUGCAUGUGAGGGGACCGUCUGGCGAGUGGCAGGAUUCGGCUGAGCAGACGGCAUACUAUGUGCCACCCGAUACAUCGUACGGAUACGAUGACCGGCCGCCAGACGACGACUUGACACCGAACCAUUCGCAGCAGCCUUCGCGUGAAUCGAUGUACGGGCAAGCCAUCUAGCGGUGCGGUUGCUCGAUUCUGUACUAGCACUGACGCUUUAUUUAUCGUAUCUCGUAUGCUUUGCACAUUUCCGCGCCUGGGUGUAUCUAGAUGGUUAUUUUGUGGUGUCCAGGCGUCUGUUGUGAUCACGGAGGCUGAAGCCUCGUCCGCUCCCUACCUUCUGUACCACGGACGCUGGGAUGAUGUACUAAUACAAACAAUGCAUCUACUAGGAUUGGACUGCUC
This is a messenger RNA of Fomitopsis serialis, 2424 nucleotides long. RefSeq lists its product as uncharacterized. Gene Ontology annotation, biological process: phospholipid translocation. Gene Ontology annotation, molecular function: magnesium ion binding; ATP hydrolysis activity; ATPase-coupled intramembrane lipid carrier activity. The coding region runs from base 1 to 2199 and encodes 732 amino acids. Gene Ontology annotation, cellular component: plasma membrane. The record is from RefSeq and is a predicted model, not a curated record. The transcript has 7 exons. Lineage: Eukaryota; Fungi; Basidiomycota; Agaricomycetes; Polyporales; Fomitopsidaceae.